GCGGCCAUGGCGGAGGACGCGGCCCGGCCGUGGCCGCCGCCCGCGGGCGCCUACGCGGAGGAGCGGGGGCUCUUCCAGCUGCUGCAGAACAUGCUUGAAGAGCUAUUAAUUCAUAAGCCAGAUGACCCCAUUGAGUUCAUGAUAAACCACUUAAAGCAAAACAAUGACGAUGCUCCAAGAAUUUGUGUCCUUGGUCCACCUGCUUCUGGGAAAACUACAGUUGCAAUGUGGCUUUGUAAACAUUUCAAUGCCAUACGUGUCUCUCAGGAGACUUUGUUAUUCAAGGAAGUAUUAAUGCAGACAGAGGAAGCAAAGGCAUAUAAAGAAAGAAACCAGAAAAUUCCCAACGCGCUUUGGGCCAAUCUGAUCCAGGAACGUCUGUCAAACGUGGACUGCAUCAAACAAGGAUGGAUUUUGGAAGGCUUCCCUGAAAAUCAGGAGCAGGCAUGGCUGCUGCAAUCAUCUGGCAUUUUUCCUAGGCAUGUUGUUAUGCUCUAUGCCCCAGACACUGUGCUGAUUGAGAGGAGUGGUGGGAAAAGGCUGGAUCCCCUCACACAAGAGGUUUUCCACACAACCUUUGACUGGCCAAGUGACCCCCAGGUGCAGCAGAGACUGGUGAAACCAGAAGAUCUCUCAGAGCAGGAGGUGUCCAGGAAGCUGCUGGAAUAUCACAGAAACUUCCCCGAGAUUUUCCACAUCUACCAGAAAGUUCUGAAAUCCAUCAAUGCAGACCAGCCCUCCGUGGAUGUUCUCUCUCAGGUUCUUGCCUUUGUCCAAACCCGGCACAGAUCUGCUGCCCCCUUCACUCCCCGGGUUCUCUUUUUUGGCCCCCCAGGCAGUGGGAAGAGCCUGCAGGCAGCACUAAUAGCUCAGAAGUAUGAUCUUGUCAACAUUUGCUGUGGGCAACUGCUAAAGGAAGCUGUUGCAGACAACACAAAACUUGGAGAACUCGUUAAGCCUUACAUUGACAGUGGAUGCCCAGUGCCAGACAACCUUGUCCUGAAGCUGCUGACAGAACGCCUGAGCGCCCUCGACUGCCUGAGCAAUGGCUGGGUGCUCUCUGGCUUCCCCAGGGACGUGGGGCAGGGGGAGCAGCUGCAGAAAGCACAGAUCAAUCCCAACAGGGUGUUCUUCUUUAAUCUCCCCUACGAGGCCAUCAUGGAGCGCCUGUCCCAGCGGAGGACGGAUCCUGUCACUGGGGAGAGAUACCACACCACAUUCAGACCAGCUCCCACUCCAGAGAUCCAGGCCAGGCUCAGGCAGAACCCCAAGGAUGAGGAAGAAAAUAUUGAGAAGCGCCUGGACAUCUAUUACAGCAAUGUCAAGGCCCUGCAGGAUUUUUACCAAGAUGCCUUUUAUGUCAAUGCUGACCAAGACCCUUAUGUUAUCUUUGAGUUCAUAGAAAGUUGUAUCAUCAAGCCCCUUCCAUGUAAAAAACAUUAGAAGUUUAUAAUUCAAAGGGUUGAUUUGUGGAAGAGUUGAUUUUAAAUUUUUCCCUGUAAUAUUUGCAGUCUGGUUGCUGGAGUGGCAGGUUAUCACCAGGGAGGGGGAAUUCAGCCAAGCUGUGCUAAAUCUGAAGCUCACCAAGGCUGAGUGAAGUACUGAGGGUAAGAAAUUGGGAAAGUUUUUUGGCUUUUGUUUCAUGAUGCAAGAUACAAAACACCGUGGCUGGGGAAGUCCUGUGUUUAAUUUAAUAAAUUUUUUUCUGUAUCUGAAUAGUAGUUUUGUCUUCACUAUGUAAGACCCAUGAAGCCAGUUUGGAGUAUUAAAGC
Passer montanus (Eurasian tree sparrow) is the source of this 1772-nucleotide messenger RNA. It is a transcript of the gene AK8, whose product is annotated as adenylate kinase 8. The coding region runs from base 7 to 1443 and encodes 478 amino acids. NCBI's taxonomy places the organism in Eukaryota, Metazoa, Chordata, Aves, Passeriformes, Passeridae. The record is from RefSeq and is a predicted model, not a curated record. Gene Ontology annotation, biological process: nucleoside triphosphate biosynthetic process. The transcript has 13 exons. Gene Ontology annotation, cellular component: cytoplasm. Gene Ontology annotation, molecular function: AMP kinase activity; nucleoside diphosphate kinase activity; ATP binding.